Messenger RNA from Solea senegalensis (Senegalese sole), 1893 nucleotides. RefSeq names its product BTB (POZ) domain containing 17b (gene btbd17b). The transcript has 3 exons. Lineage: Eukaryota; Metazoa; Chordata; Actinopteri; Pleuronectiformes; Soleidae. Gene Ontology annotation, molecular function: protein binding. The coding region runs from base 16 to 1650 and encodes 544 amino acids. The record is from RefSeq and is a predicted model, not a curated record.
CUGUGGGGUUGCGAGAUGCACCAGGGAAAGGCCAGCGUCCUACAUAAGGAGUGCGGGACGGGGAGCCGGGAGCCACAAAGGGGGCAGCAACACACCUUUCUGCACGCACACGAUAUAAAGACACAGCAACAAGAGGCAGGGUCAGAAAAGAGUGGUACACAGAGAAGAAGAGAGGCAGGGAACAUCCAAGAAGAUAUGCUACGCUCAUGUGGACGAGGGACCCCUGCCUGGGUCUAUGUGGGCACUUUAUUCAUCUUCAUCCACUUGCACCCUUUCACAGUCAGAGGAGCCGCUCUGAAGCAGGAGGCAGCGCUGGACAGUGGGGCAACGGUGCUGAACCACUCCAUGGGUUUGGUGCAGCGCAUGGAGGCGCUGCUGGUAAUCGGGAACAGCAGUGACGUCACUCUCCGGGUGCAGACCAUAAACACGGACGAGGUGAAGGUGAUCCAGGCCCACAGCCUACUUCUCACCCUGCAGAGUGAUGUGUUUGAGGAACUGCUGCUCAGCCGCAACAGCAGUGCUGUGGUUCUGAGGGAGGCGCCUGACUGCGCAGCUGUCUUUGACAAGUUUGUCAGGUAUUUGUACUGCGGUGACAUCUCAGUGCGGCUGGAUCAGGCUAUUUCUCUGCAUAAGCUGGCCAGCAAGUAUCAUGUGUGGGGCUUGCAGCAAGGUCUGACCCAAUAUAUGACCCAGCAUCUUUCUAGUGAUUCUCCCACGGGGCAUGUGGUUGGCUGGUACAACUAUGCACUUCAAAUUGGGGACAUGGCCCUGCGGGACAACUGCCUGCAGUACUUGUCCUGGAACCUAUCUUCUGUGCUGCAGAGUGGAGAGUGGGGCUCCAUCAGUGAAGACCUGCUCCUCUCCUUGCUCCAGCGUUCUGACCUCAUUCUGCAAAGUGAGCUGGAGCUCUUCGAAGCAUUAGAAGCCUGGAUCAACCUGAACCAGCCCCUCAGUUUGACAGUGGAGAGUGCACUAAGGGCUGUUCGAUAUGGCAUGAUCCCUCCUCAGCACCUCUUCCGUCUUCAGAAGCAAUCUGCCCUCAUGUUCAAGUAUUAUGAAUCCAUUCGUGAUCUCCUCUAUCUAGCAUUCCAAUUCCACUCUGCCUCACCCAUCCAGCUGGCCAAAUACUUUGAUGUCAACUGUAGUAUUUUCACUCCUCGUAACUACCUGUCCUCCUCCUGGGGUGCACCUUGGGUAAUCAAUAACCCCACCCGCGAUGACCGCAGUUUCAGCUUCCAGACUCAACUCGGGCCCAGCGGGCAUGACUCCAGUAAGAGAGUAACAUGGAACACCCUGUUCUCCCCUCGCUGGCUCCCACUCAGUGCCAGGUCAACCUACACUGAGCUGGGCACUAUGCAGCCCACCCGCACAGAUGGAGGUAGACCUCGCAUUAUUGUGACACCAGCCACAUCUAGUCCAGACUUUGCCGGCGUUAGUUUCCAGAAGACGGUGAUUGUAAUGGCAAAACAGCAGGGGAAAGUGGUGGUUCGUCACGUCUACAACUUCCACCAAAGCACAGAGGAGGCUGGUGAUUUCCUGUUGGAUGCUGACCUGCAGCGCCGGGCAUCAGAAUACCUCAUUGACAGCUCUCUCUAUCUGCACAUUAUAAUAAAACCACUCUACCAUUCGCUCCUAGUGGCCAGGAAAUAACAUGCAGGAAGUUGGCAUGGCCUCAUCAUUGGUCCUCUACCCUCCACCCAAACAAUCACAUGCACAUAGUCUAAAGUAAAGUGCACUCAUAUCACAGACACACAUGUUCAUGUCUGUGACAUUUCCAUUGUUAUUUCAUUUAUGCAUUUUUGUGUCUUCCAACUUUUUCGCAAAGAGUUGUCUGGUACAUUAAAUGAUGCACAAUAUAAGAGAAAUGGUGGGUUAUUUCAGUAUUUCAAGCAU